UGGGUGUCUCCGCAGUCAUGCAGGUUUCGCGGAUCCGCGCGGCGCGUAAAAGUGAGUGGCUCAAAUGCACGCUAACGCACCACUUCAGCCCAGAUCCAUACGUGGAAAACGAGAUCGUGGUUUUGGCCACCGGUGUGGACCAGUAUCUCCAGGAGGUGUUUCAUCACCUCGCCUUUCACCAGGGUGAUGAUCUCGUCUCGGAUGAGGACUUUAAGAGUCUGUGUUUGAUUUUGGGGAUCCCCGCGAGCGCAGAGAGCACCGGCACAUCAGAGCACCAGGAUAUUUGCGAAGGACUUCCUCUUGUGCUGAACUUUAAAGAUUUCCACGAACGGCUUUGUGGGUUUUUUUCGCUAAAAGCGCAGGAAGGACAGACGGGAGUUCGACUUCCGGUCAGCGAGGAGACCGAGCACAUCGAGCGCGAGAUCAGACUCCGGUGUCCCCGCGUCCGGAGGAGAAAGUGCGUCAGCUUUGAUCUGUCUGCAGACCAACAGAACCGGAGGAGGUCAGUGAGGAGAACCGGACCCUCCCAGAACCCGCAUCCUCAGCAGAGCUCUGCUCCGGACCCCAAGAGAAGCGCUGUGGAUGUUAACCCUCAGAGGAGAUGUCAGGACCAGCUGGAGCUGGAGAAUGCCAGUCUGAGGGAGCUGGUGGAGGACUUACGUUCAGCCCUCCAGAGCAGCGACGCGCGGUGUUUGGCACUGGAGGUGGCCUUACGCCGAAAAGACGUGCCGUCCCAACAUACUGCUGGAGGAACCCCUGAAAAACAGGACGGCAAAACAAAAACACAACAAUCCAAACCCAUGGAAUGGGACUCCAGAAGAAGCACUAAAGACCUCCUGCGAGAGCUGGAACUGAUCCGUGCUUCUCGUGAUGGACAGCUGGAGGAAGCCAUGAGGUUUAACCAGAGGUUAGAGGAAGAGCUGAUGGCGGCUUAUGGAGAGAUUAGCAGGAUGCAGGAGAGGCUGGAGAGCGUCCGGACUGAGAACACACAGAUUAAGAAGAGGACAGAAGAGGUGAGACAGUCGCUGGCCGUGGGGCUGCAGGGUGUGAGGGCCUUACAAGACCAGGCUCGACAAGCUGACCUGCUCCGAAAACAAGUCCAGAGUCUGGAGAGCCAGCUGGAGAGCUUCAGGACCCAGUGCACCUGCCCUGAGCUGAAUAUGAACAAAACUGAAAUACUUUCUAAACCAUGUGAGUCUGGAUAUCCUUCCCCCAUCAGUCAUGAUGUUGCUAGAAGAGAGGAAGACCUGCAGAGGUCAGUAGAGGGUCGGGCAGCAUCCGAUGAGGAAGAGGAGGAGAGGAGCAUAGAUGAAGGACAGUGCUGCCACCUGGAGGUGAAACGUCUGAUCAACAGGUUACACAGCUGUGCCAAAGGGUGUCAGAAAACUGCUAACUGUAACUGGCUUAUCUCUCAGAGCUCGGCUCACAGCAAAGACACUAAAGCACACAUCUGGAUUCCUCAAUCGAAUGAAAUGGGAAAUCAAGAGGGAAAGAUGAAGCAGAAAGAGAUGGAGAGUUUGAGGGUUUAUCAUUCACAGCUGGAUGAGAGACUGACUGAUGCGCUUACGUUACUGCUGCAGAUACCACAUAAAAGAGUCUCUCGCAGGAUCUUGGGGAAAAUACUGAUCAACACACUAGAUCUGUGUACUAGAAAAAGCCACGACUGCACUCCAGUGGUUCUUGUGGUGGACACACUGUGCCGGCAGCUCCUCUCUAGUGACCUCCUGGAUGGAGGAGAGGAGGUCAGCACUGGGUCACGACCUUCAGGGACCUCAGGUCACCGAAACACAUCCAACCCCCUUCUGAUGUCCUGCUGAGAUUUACAGAUGUCCCACUUAAGACACUUUACAUGAGGGUACAGAUUGGCGUGCUGUUAUUUUCUACUUUUUAAGACAUUAAUUAUUACCAGAGUUAUUGUACACAUAUUUUUCAUUAAUUUAUAAGAAAUAAAUGAGUACCAAUAGAACAAAUAACCAGCUCCUUCUUAAUGUAAAAUAAAUCUGCUGCCCUAAUACCCAUAGUGAGUUACUUAUUUUUUUCUUUAAAAAAAGCAACUUUAUUUAACAUUUAUUGCUAGAAAAUAUUAAACACACCACAAAUCAGGGGGCUUAAAUCUACUUUUAUCUUAUCUGACUUAACACAAGGAGAAUUGCUUCUGUUUCUUUCCAAACAUCGGUUUUGGGUAGUUACAGGUGCUUUUUCAACUCUAGCGAACCAUCAACCAGUAUCUAAAGUUUUUUACCUUAUCUUGGAUCAGUUUUACAAAUUUGUAGAUAUAUUUAAUCAGGCUUUUGUGUAAUUAAAAGGAUGAGCAGUAGUUAACAGUCUCUUACUGGCACACAUAAAACAAUCCAAACAAGCCCUUAAUUGAUAAAAGAACACAUAUUGUACACAAACUUCAUAUUUAAAGGAUUAUCCCACCCCAAAAUGAACAUUUUGUCAUUAAUCACUUACCCCCAUGUCAUUUCAAACCCAUAAAAAUCAUUUUGGGGUGGAGUAUCCCUUUAAUAGUAUUAAAUUAUUCGUUAAUUACAAUAAAUAGAUGAUAGUUUCAAUGAAACAUUUUUUUGGAAAGCUUUUAAGCGUGUUUGGCUUGAGUUUUGUUGCAUUUACACGUUCUGACCAGCAGGCGUCACCAGCGUGUGUUAUUUCAGAAGCUUCGAAACAGUGAAUCGUUUUGCAAAACAAUUAGAUCAGUUGAUUUAAAGCUUUGUGUUUCUCCCUUCGCAACAAGUUGGUAUGUAGUACAUUAAGUAAGUUUGGUGAGUGGCUACUAAAUUCUGUGAAAUGGGAGGACUGCUUUACAGCAGCAACAAAUGCAUGUGUACAGCCGAAGACUUUUAAUAUACUAUUAAUUGACAAUAUAGUAUAUGACUUUCCUUGAAAGUACCGUGGUACAGCUGUCCAGCGUUUUCACAACAGUCAAUUCCUCUCACCUAACUGUUGGGGCUUCAAGUUCCAAAAAUACAUAGGCUAUAGUUGCUUUAACUUAAACUCUGCAGACCCGGUACCGGUCCGAAAAUAGCAUGCCAGAUGUUUGUGUCUCAUUUGCAUAGCCUUCCUUAUAUGGUAUAUGCCCAUAAAUGGGUUCAUUUGAAAGCUUAGAGUGUUUUCUUUACAAAGAAUACCAUUAAUUGGGGUUUUAUGAUACAUAAAGUAGUCAAAUUAAGCUAAGAAAUAUAUCCCCCCCCCCCAUAAAUUUCCAUCUAACGAUUGCGAAUACGUUUUCAUAAGAAUGUGUAUUUAAAAUAGUUUUCACAAAACAGUCAAGUCA
Messenger RNA from Carassius gibelio (silver crucian carp), 3274 nucleotides. RefSeq names its product EF-hand and coiled-coil domain-containing protein 1. The record is from RefSeq and is a predicted model, not a curated record. The coding region runs from base 18 to 1817 and encodes 599 amino acids. The transcript has 8 exons. NCBI's taxonomy places the organism in Eukaryota, Metazoa, Chordata, Actinopteri, Cypriniformes, Cyprinidae.